UAUGUCCUGUACACAUUAGUCCAGCAGCACAACAGUAGCACGAACCGAUUACGUCUCCAUAUCCUAAGCUACAAGUGCGACUCUCCAAGACUCCGACGACCCAACAGCAAUAAGAAAAACCCACUAAACGCUGCGAUCCUCACGGCUCCAAGGCGGAGGGACGGCCCGGAAGUAGAACACAUGGUUAAAUCGCCGUACCGUCUUCGACAUCGCCGGUUGAUGGACACCGCACCUGCAGCGGCGAUCAGCAGUGAUUCAGGACAUGCAGGCUCCAAGGGUGGGAUGCCUAUCAUGGUCUCCAUCCUGGUGGUCGUCAUCAUCUGCACUCUCUGCUACUGCGUCUACUGCUGGAGAUGGAGGAAACGCAACGCUGUGAAGAGGAAUGAGAUAGAGAGGCUGAGGCCACUGUCCAACUCGGACUUGCCUGUGAUGGACCUCUCCUUAAUCCAGGCCGCCACCAACAACUUCUCCAAGGAGAACAAGCUCGGCGAAGGCGGUUUCGGUCCUGUUUACAGGGGCGUCCUGGAUGGCGGCUCGGAGAUCGCCGUGAAGCGGCUGUCGGCGAGGUCGCGGCAGGGUGCCGAGGAGUUCCGGAACGAGGUGGAGCUGAUCGCGAAGCUGCAGCACAGGAACCUGGUGCGGCUGCUGGGGUGCUGCGUGGAGAAUGACGAGAAGAUGCUCGUCUACGAGUACCUCCCCAACCGGAGCCUCGACGCAUUCCUCUUCGGUACUGCAAGGACUGCACACCUGGACUGGAGGAUGAGGCAGAGCAUCAUCCUGGGCAUCGCUCGCGGCCUGCUCUACCUCCAUGAGGACUCCUACCUGAAGAUCGUGCACCGGGACCUCAAGGCCAGCAAUGUGCUCCUCGACAACAAGAUGAACCCCAAGAUCUCCGACUUCGGCAUGGCUAAGAUCUUCGAGGACGAGGUGAUCGAGGUCAACACUGGCCACGUGGUCGGAACAUACGGCUACAUGGCGCCAGAGUACGCGAUGGAGGGCGUCUUCUCGGUGAAGUCGGACGUGUUCAGCUUCGGGGUGCUGGUGCUGGAGAUCCUCAGCGGCCAGCGCAACGGCGCAAUGUACAUGCAGGAGCACCAGCACACCCUCAUCCAAGACGCGUGGAAGUUCUGGAACGAGGACAGGGCGGCGGAGUUCAUGGACGCGUCGCUGGCGGACGGCGCCUACUCCAAGGACGAGGUGUGGCGGUGCUACCACGCCGGCCUGCUCUGCGUGCAGGAGAGCCCAGAGCUCCGGCCCACCAUGUCCAGCGCCCUGCUCAUGCUCAUCAGCGACCAGACCACGUCGCUGCCGUCGCCCCAGCGGCCGCCGCUCUUCGCCAGGACGAAGAAGGCCGUAUCGCCGUCGGGGUACUCGUUCGGGACCGAGACGACGUCCAAGACGCAGUCCGUCAACGACGUGUCCAUCACCAUGAUCCAGCCACGAUAAAGGAAAUGUUUUAUAUUUUGGUGUUUACGUGCUGACGGGUGAGGCGUCCACAACACUACGUACGCACACGAUGAUGAGUGGGAGAGAAAUAUAUUGCUAGCAUCGACAUGCAGAAAUGUCCAUCGACCAGUAGGCAAGAUUAGUUGUUCAGUUCUUUCAGCAAGAGCUAGCUACCAACCAGCACUCUGUAAAUAUUGUUUCAGUAGCAUCUUUCUUCUUGCUUAAAGAAAAUGAGAGGAGCUUUUGCGUUCGGAAGCUUCGCACCAUGA
Molecule: messenger RNA, 1715 nt
Organism: Lolium rigidum
Lineage: Eukaryota; Viridiplantae; Streptophyta; Magnoliopsida; Poales; Poaceae
Product: cysteine-rich receptor-like protein kinase 44
Exons: 7
Coding region: 181-1446 (421 amino acids)
Biological process (GO): protein phosphorylation
Molecular function (GO): ATP binding; protein kinase activity
Source: RefSeq, a predicted model, not a curated record